Spodoptera littoralis (African cotton leafworm) is the source of this 1389-nucleotide messenger RNA. The record is from the annotation of a GenBank genome assembly. NCBI's taxonomy places the organism in Eukaryota, Metazoa, Arthropoda, Insecta, Lepidoptera, Noctuidae.
AUGAAGUUACUAAGACAAAUAUUAUGUGUGUCCAAAACUACAUGGCUACAAUCUUACAAACGUAGUUAUGCCAGCAGAAAUAUUUUAAAACUGAGUGAACGCGGGAUGUACCAAGACUUGUUUCCUAACACUGCCGGAUCUGAAAUAUUAGACUUAUUAAACAAAGCUCCACAAUGUGUCUAUGCUGGCUUUGACCCCACGGCAAAUAGCCUUCAUGUUGGCAACCUACUUGUUAUUAUAAACCUACUGCAUUGGCAACGUGGAGGCCAUGACGUUAUUGCUUUGUUAGGUGGAGCUACAGGGUACAUUGGUGAUCCAAGUGGAAGGAGCACAGACCGAGUAGCGUUACAUAGUGAAGUAAUACAAGACAAUGUUAAUUGUAUCAAGAAUAAUCUAGAGACAGUGUUUGAAAACCAUAAGAAAUAUAUCUGGACAAAAGAUGAAAGUAAACUUAAACCUAUCAAGGUAGUCAACAACGAAUCCUGGUACAGAGGUAUAGAUUCCAUACAAUUUGUGAGUGACAUAGGUAGAAACUUCCGCAUGGGUACAAUGUUACUAAAACAUAGUGUACAGACUAGAAUUAAUUCAGAAAUUGGAAUGAGUUUCACUGAAUUUGCAUAUCAGAUAUUCCAGUCUUAUGACUGGUUACAUUUGCUGAAGGAGUACAACUGUAGAUUUCAGAUAGGUGGCAGUGACCAGAUGGGUAAUAUAAGUGCUGGACAUGAAUUAAUCAGUAGAACGACAAAGAAAAGUGUUUAUGGUCUCACAUUACCUCUAGUCACGACAGAAGAAGGCGACAAAUUCGGUAAAUCAGCAGGCAAUGCUGUAUGGUUAGAUGCAAAGAAAACUAGCCCUUAUGGUUUAUAUCAGUUCUUCAUCAGGACAAAGGAUUCCGAGGUUGAGAAUCUACUGAAAUUGUUUACAUUCUACAGUGUAGGCGAAAUACAGGACAUUAUGUUCAAACAUAAACAGCACCCUGAACAGAGAUACCCACAGACUUGUUUAGCUGAUCAACUUACGACUUUAGUACAUGGAAAAGAGGGAUUAGAGCGAGCAAUGAAAGCAACAGAAGCGAUAUACAGCAAAGACGUGAAGUCUCUGGUCACGCUUAGCAGUACGGAGUUGGAGCAGAUAUUCGAGAAUGCGACAGUGACGAACCUACUUCUAUCUCCUGGCAUAACUGUACUGGAACUCGGCAUGAAGGCGAAAUGCUUUCCCACUGAAAACGAUGCAAUGAGGAUCAUCCAAGCCGGCGGUUUCUACAUCAACCACCAGAAAGUAAAGAAGAUUGAUGAAGUUAUCACCCAGUCUGCGCACAUACUACCUAACUUAUUGUCCUUACUUAGAGUUGGCAAACGAAACUAUUAUAUUGUGAAAUGGCAGACGUAA